Daldinia loculata is the source of this 605-nucleotide messenger RNA. RefSeq lists its product as uncharacterized. The coding region runs from base 162 to 401 and encodes 79 amino acids. The transcript is spliced from 2 exons. The record is from RefSeq and is a predicted model, not a curated record. Lineage: Eukaryota; Fungi; Ascomycota; Sordariomycetes; Xylariales; Hypoxylaceae.
UGUACCCGCACCCCCUUGUAUUAGAUCAUCGUCCCAUCUCCUCUCAUAAUUGUGAUACUGGCACCCAAUAGGUUUCAUCUUUUUUAUAUAAAUAUCAUCAACAGCUUCUUCCUCUAAAAGAUAAAAUAAAAUAAAAAGAAUACUACAAACACUUUACUGAGAUGCCGUCGUCGAAGGCAAUGCUAGCUACGGCGUUAGCCAAGGCAAAUACCGCCGUUCAACUCGACAAUACCCAAUCACAUGCUUUCGCUCGAAAGUACUAUCAAGAAGCAUGUGCUCUUCUAUCACAGCUCGUUAAUAGAGCGUCCAAUGAGGAAGACCGACAAAAGUUGAGAGCAAUUAGGCAAACCUACUUUCUUCGGAUAGAACAGUUGGAGAAUUCGAUACCCGAGGAGUCGUAAAGCAAAAGUGCAAAAAAGAUACCCAUUAUUAAUUUCGGCGAGCAUCAUUCAUGGAGGAUCAUAGGACUUGUAAUGUAAUUACCCCAUUCACUGACUCGGGAAGUCGUGAAGUCGGCUAAAGGGGGCUUAGUGGUGAUAUAUAUGUAGGAUUCGUACAGUUGUGGUACAUUUAAUAAUUGAGGCAUUCUGCUGGGCCUAUUUCUU